Molecule: messenger RNA, 4018 nt
Organism: Pogoniulus pusillus (Red-fronted tinkerbird)
Lineage: Eukaryota; Metazoa; Chordata; Aves; Piciformes; Lybiidae
Gene: ARHGAP44
Product: Rho GTPase activating protein 44
Exons: 21
Coding region: 170-2560 (796 amino acids)
Biological process (GO): regulation of actin cytoskeleton organization; negative regulation of Rac protein signal transduction; neurotransmitter receptor transport, endosome to postsynaptic membrane
Cellular component (GO): cytoplasm; leading edge membrane; postsynaptic density
Molecular function (GO): GTPase activator activity; protein binding
Source: RefSeq, a predicted model, not a curated record
CGCGGCGGGGCCCGGCUCGGCUCGGCUCGGCUCGGCUCGGUGCGGCCCGGCUCGGCUCGGCUCGGCCCGGCCUGGCUGCGCAGCGGGCGAGGAUGCGGGAGGGGCGGCCCGGGGCUCGCCGCUGCCCCCCCGCCCUGCCCGCCUAAGGGGCGACCGCGCCGCCGCCACCAUGAAGAAGCAAUUCAACCGCAUGCGCCAGCUCGCCAACCAGACCGUGGGCAGGGCUGAGAAGACAGAAGUUCUGAGUGAAGAUCUCCUGCAGGUGGAGAAGCGGCUGGAGCUGGUGAAGCAGGUGACGCACAGCACUCACAAGAAGCUGGCAGCAUGUCUGCAGGGCCAGCAGGGCCUGGACGCCGACAAGCGCUCGAAGAAGCUGCCGCUCACCACUCUGGCCCAGUGCCUGAUGGAGGGAUCGGCCGUGCUGGGAGAGGACUCGCUGCUGGGGAAGAUGCUGCGGCUGUGUGGGGAGGCAGAGGACAAACUGGCUCAGGAGCUCAUCCACUUCGAGCUGCAGGUGGAGAGGGAUGUGAUAGAGCCUCUCUUUGUGCUGGCUGAGGUGGAAAUCCCAAAUAUCCAGAAGCAGAGGAAGCACUUGGCGAAGCUGGUGCUGGACAUGGACUCCUCCAGGACACGGUGGCAGCAGUCUGCAAAGUCCUCGAGUCUGGCCAGCAACCUGCAGCCCUCGGGGGCCAAAGCUGAUGCGCUCAGGGAGGAGAUGGAGGAGGCAGCCAACAGAGUGGAGAUCUGCAGGGACCAGCUCUCUGCUGACAUGUACAAUUUUGUGGCCAAAGAAGUAGACUAUGCAAACUAUUUCCAAACUCUGAUCGAGGUGCAGGCAGAGUACCAUCGGAAGUCCUUAGCCCUUCUGCAGAACGUCCUGCCCCAGAUUAAAGCCCAGCAGGAGGCGUGGAUGGAGAAGCCCUCCUUUGGGAAGCCCUUGGAGGAGCACCUGGCUGUCAGCGGGCGGGAGAUCGCCUUCCCUGUGGAGGCCUGCGUGACCAUGCUGCUGGAGUGUGGCAUGCAGGAGGAGGGUCUGUUCCGUGUGGCUCCCUCGGCCUCCAAGCUGAAGAAGCUGAAGGCUGCCCUGGACUGCUGCGUGGUGGACGUGCAGGAGUACUCAGCUGACCCCCAUGCCAUCGCCGGUGCCCUCAAGUCCUACCUGCGAGAGCUGCCAGAACCACUCAUGACCUUCGAGCUGUACGAGGAGUGGAUCCAGGCCUCCAACAUCCCAGAGCAGGAGAAGCGGCUGCAGGCUCUGUGGAACGCCUGCGAGAAGCUGCCCAAAGCCAACUACAACAACAUCAGGUACCUGAUUAAAUUCCUGGCCAAGCUGACUGAGUACCAGGACAUGAAUAAAAUGACUCCAAGCAAUGUGGCUAUCGUGCUGGGACCCAACCUCCUCUGGCCACAGGCUGAUGGGAACAUGACGGAGCUGAUGACGACUGUGUCGCUGCAGAUUGUGGGCAUCAUCGAGCCGCUCAUCCAGCACGCAGACUGGUUCUUCCCUGGAGACAUCGAGUUCAACGUGACAGGCAACUAUGGCAGCCCUGUGCACAUCAACCACAAUGCCAACUACAGCUCCAUGCCCUCUCCAGACAUGGACCACGCGGAGCGGCGGCAGCACGACCAGGCGCGGAGGCCUCUCAGCGUGGCCACGGACAACAUGAUGCUGGAGUUCUACAAGAAGGAUGGCCUUAGGAAAAUCCAAAGCAUGGGCGUCAGGGUGAUGGACACCUCGUGGGUGGCUCGGCGUGGCACCUCGGCGGUGCGCAAGGCCUCCUCCACCCCCCCAGCCCUGCACCCCCCUAUGCCCCCUGCCGACCUCCCUGCAGCCCCCCACUCGCCCAUCCCCGAGCAGGCUCCAGACAUCUCGGCCACCCCUUCCCCACCACCCACCAGCUUCGGCUUCCCCCCAGCAGCCGAGCGGACAAGCACUUUACGGCCCAAGGACCCUUCCCCCGGUCCCCCCCCGCCGGCAGAGCAGAGCCCGCACGCCCCCCGCAAAGUGGCCAAGAAGCUGGCGCCCAUCGCGCCGGGGGCGACGCAGCCCUCCCCCGCCAGCCUGUCCCCGACCCCCCCUAGCACCCCGUCCCCGUACGGCCCCGCCGCAGCCUCCCCGGGACCCUGUCCGCCCCCUCCGCCCCCUCCCCCGCCCCCCCUCGCCGCUGCUCCCCCCCCCAAAUCCCGUCCCACGGCCAAGGCACGGCCCCGCCCGACGCUGCCCCCCCCUCCCCAGCCCCCCCCGGCCACCACCGCCACCUCCCCGGCCCCGGAGCUGCCCCGGGACGGAGCCUUGGCAGGGAAGUGGUGUCAUCCCUGGCAGGGUGGCCAUGUACUUACAAAGGUGGCAGUGCCCCCAGGAAAGUGGCAACGACUCUGGCAAAGUGGACCUGUCCCCAGGAAGGUGGUGAUGCCCUUAGGAGGGUGGCAGUGUUCCUCAGAAGGUGAAGGUGACAAUGUCUCCGGGAAGGUGACAACAGCUAUGAGGAGGUGGCAAUGCCCGCAGGAAGUUGGCAUUGCACCCAGGAAGGUGAUGAUGUCCCCCAGGAAGGUGGCAUAAGCCCUGAGAGGGCAGCAGUGCACUCAGGAGGGUGGCAGCGUUCCUCAGAAGAUGGCAGAGUCCCUGGAAAGCAGGACGGUCCCCAGGAAGGUGGCAAUGACUCUGGCAGAGCGGAACCGUCCCCAGGAAGGUGGUGAAGUACCCGGGAAGGUGGCAGUGUCCCCAGGAAGAUGGCAGUGGCCCUGGGAAGGUUAUGAUGUCCCCAGGAAGGCGACGAUGUCCCUGGCAAGACGAGAUUUUCCCCAGGAAGGUGGUGUUGUCCCCAGGAGGGUGACAGUGCCAGCCUCUGGCAGCCUCCUGCUGUUCUGAGCUCACUCUCCCUGCUGGGGCCGUGGCCCCUCCGCAGUGUCCAUGCAGCAGUGGGGGCUGUUGGAGUAGCACAGUCAGGGUGCUGCUCUGGAAGUGCCAGCUGACACUGGGGACACUUGGGGGGCACAGAGGGCAGGCGUGGUGGGGAGCUCUCAGGCUGUGGGAUCUGUGCCCCUCCUUUGUGCCUGUCCUGCCUGGGAAUUGGAGACAGUGCAGGGGAGCAGUGAGCACUGGGUACCCAGCAGAGCCAGGGCCUUGCUUUGGGGUGGCACAGGCAUCAGCAUGGCUCUGGCAUCACACCCUGGCACUGCACCUGCCACCAGUGUACCCCAGCACUGCAUCUUAGGACCAGCGCAGCCCCAGCAGUACUGCACUCUGACAUCAGUGAUGCCCCACUAUUGCACUGUGGCACUGCACCCUGGCAGCAGUGCAGCCUUGGCAUGGGUGCACCCCACCUGGCACCUGUGCAGCCCUGACAUCACACCUGGGCACUAUAUCCCAGUGUGGAUACAGGCCUGACACCGCACCUUGGCACCAGUGCACCCCCAGUAUUGCACCCCAGCAUUGCCAUGGCCCUGGCAGUGCGCCCUGGCAUCGGCACAGCCCUGAUAUAACACCCUGGCCCUGUACCCUGGCACCAGUACAGCCCUGACAUCGCACCCUGGCAUGGAUGCAGCCCUGACAUCACACCUCAGUGCUGUCCUGAUGUCAUACCCUGGCGUGGGUGCCACCCCCCCGCCAUGUCCCCAGAGUGCUUUUUGGGGGUGGCUCCCUCCACUCAGCAAGGGGCAGUGGUGGCACCAGUGGCAUCAGCUGCCUCAGGCUGUGGCCACCUCUGCUACUUCACCCACACUGCCUCGCCCUGUGGGUCCCUUGGGAAAGGGGGCAAUGGUGGCGCUUGCAGCGGGUGAGGGGACAGCGAGGGCAGCAGGGCUGUUGGCACAGUCUGGGAUGAGAAGGCACAGAGCAGGGGUCGGUGGUGGCACUGGCACGCUGCCAGCCCCGGUGCGGUGACAUCACCCGCCAGGGCGGCGUCCCCAUCGCUCUGCCGUCCCGCAGGUCUGCUCCGUUUCGAGGUCCCCUCCCUCCACGUCCCCCCAGAUGUCACCUUGUGCCGGGACCCUCCGGAAGCACCGCAGAGACUCUCGG